CCUUAGCUCAUGCUACUAAAUUUGGAGUGGCGAUGCUGAUAGGCCAAGACCCCGGAUUAACCCCUUAAUGCGAGUCCUAGCGGCCUCUAGCCAGAGACAAAAACUGGCCCGUCCCAUGCUAAGCCCAUCACUCAGCCGACGCGUAACUUUUUCUUGUUCCUCCAUCAUCAUCACCAAAACCAACAUUCGUUAUUCCUUUUUCACCUACAGUCGCUAUUCUUUCAAGUCUUUUUCAUACUAUUUUUCUACACACAAACACUUCGUCAUCAUGUCUUCCACAACCCUCAGCACCGCCAGCGCCGUCCCCACGGCCUGCACAAACCUCUAUGACACCCCCAACCAGGACAACACCUGCGCCAUGCCUUUCAAGGCCAACCACACCGAGAUCAUGCAGAAGUGCUGCGGCGACGCCAAGAUCGUGAGCUACUACAACGGCUGCGGCCUCUACUGCGUCGCCCUCGACCAGACCAUCGGCGACCUCGCAAAGUGCCUCUUCGCCAACGGCGCCCCCGACGCCGAUGUCUUCUGCAGCGGCAGCAAGAAGACCACAAAGACAAAGGACGCCGACGUCCCCGCUACCGCCCAGGCUAGCGUCAUCUCCGGUGACGAUGAUGAUAAGGACGAUGAUGACAAGAGCUCUACUGGUACUGCUUCUGGUACCUCCACGGCCACCGGUACCAGCUCUUCUAGCUCCGAGACUUCUACUGAGAGUGGAAACGCCGCUGCUGGCUUCGCUCCCAAGUCUAGCAUCAACACCCUUGGUCUCGCCAUUGGUGCUCUGCUCUUCUCCUCCAUGGCUGCUGGUGCUUUCCAGCUGUAAGCAGCUACCUACCUACCUACCAUUGGAUGGAUGUUUUUUGCUUCGGUCAUUCUAUGUCGAUAAUUUGGAAACGGAUCAAUAAUGUUUGCGUGCAUCUAGCAUUUGGGCGGUGCGUAAAAUAUUGAUGGAUAUCAUAUCAUAAUUGGAUUCAUGUGCUUUGGAAAAUGGAAAUGUACACUUUAAUAGGCAGUCUAUCGCUUGAUAUACAAAAUUGCUCCCCCCCAG
Messenger RNA from Fusarium verticillioides 7600, 1045 nucleotides. RefSeq lists its product as hypothetical. The record is from RefSeq and is a predicted model, not a curated record. Bases 68 to 820 code for a protein of 250 amino acids. Lineage: Eukaryota; Fungi; Ascomycota; Sordariomycetes; Hypocreales; Nectriaceae. The transcript has a single exon.